UGAUUUGGAUUGAUUUAUAGGAUUUCAACUGUUCCGUAGAGUUCUUCCGAUCGCCUUUCCUAGUUCAAGAAUGGGAAAUGCCAGACACGAAUGGAUCAAAGAAGGAAACACUUCGUCUCGACAUAGUUGAGAGAUCGUUAGAUAAAUACAAGAAUGCAGAUAUCAUCGUCUUCAACACGGGACACUGGUGGACUCACGAGAAGACUUCAAAAGGAAAGGAUUACUAUCAAGAAGGUAGCCAUAUCUAUGACGAAUCGAACGAUGUCGAGGCAUUUCGAAGAGCUUUAACAACUUGGGCAAGAUGGGUUGAUGCCAAUGUAAGUCCUAAGAAGACCCUGGUUUUCUUCAGGGGCUAUUCUGCCUCACAUUUCAGUGGUGGACAGUGGAAUUCAGGUGGGCAAUGCGACCAUGAAACUGAACCCAUCAAGAACGAAACCUAUUUGAAAACGUAUACGCAGAAGAUGACAGUGUUAGAGUCGGUAUUGAAGGGGAUGAGAACGCCAGUCGCCUGGAAGUGGUGA
Molecule: messenger RNA, 521 nt
Organism: Telopea speciosissima
Lineage: Eukaryota; Viridiplantae; Streptophyta; Magnoliopsida; Proteales; Proteaceae
Product: protein trichome birefringence-like
Exons: 3
Coding region: 78-521 (147 amino acids)
Cellular component (GO): Golgi apparatus
Molecular function (GO): O-acetyltransferase activity
Source: RefSeq, a predicted model, not a curated record